AUGACGGUUCAGUAUGCUCUUUUAGCCUUCAAAUCUCAAAUAACUUCCGAUCCAAAUGAUAUCUUGGCUAAAAAUUGGUCACAAGGAAGCCCAAUCUGUAAUUGGGUAGGCAUUACUUGUGGGAGUAGACAUCAAAGAGUUAGGGAGUUGAAUCUAGCAGAUAUGGGUGUAGGAGGUACUAAUGCUAACGAAAUCGGUGAACUUUCUUUUUUGAGAUCCUUGAUUAUUAGCAACAAUAAUUUCCUUGGAUCUAUCCCUGACGAAAUUGGUAAUUUAAGCCAGCUUAGAGAAAUAGAGAUGCAGGACAAUGAGCUGAACGGUCCGAUUCCAACAAGUUUCGGAUUUCUUGAAAAUCUACAGAAGAUAAAUCUCUCCCAUAACCGACUCUAUGGAGAAGUUCCUAAUAGGAUUUUCAACCUCUCUUUUUUUAUGGCAAUUGAUUUAAAAAACAAUAGUCUCUCAGGAAGUCUUCCCACAAAUAUCUGCAAUAAUCUUCCAAAUAUGGAGAGGCUAAGAAUUUCUUGUGAUCACAUAAGUGGUAACAUUCCUCCAAGCUUGGGAACAUGCAGGGAGCUUCAACUUCUUUCUCUAGCGUACAAUAAUUUUUCUGGAAGCAUUCCAAUGGAAAUCGGAAAUUUGUCAAAGCUUCAAUCUCUCUAUCUAGAAGGAAAUAAUUUGAUAGGUAUGUUUAAAGUGGUUUUCAUAUACAUAAAUCUCCCAAAACAUAAUGUCUUCCAAAAAAUUGUUAAAUUGAAAAAUAUUGUUAAUCAUUCACAUCAUAGAUAUUUCAUACAUUCAUAGUGACAUGUAUCAAUUUUGAUACACGUACAUUACAAUUUACACCUUGACUUAUCGAAUUUACAUAUGGCACAAUCUCACAUCUUACACACUUAAUUCAACCAUCUCAAUCUUGUCACAUCAUCCAUCUGUCAACAAGAAUGUCAAAGUUAAUGUACAAAUAGCUUAAUUGGACUUGCAUACAGUUGCCUAUUUAAUACGUCCUUUUACAUAGCUACAAUAAAAAUUAUGUAUGUACUUACCCACGAAACCUCAAUUUUGCAUUUUGGAUCUGGGAACCUAUUUUGGCCUACAAAUUAUUCAUGCAAAAGCAUGUAGAAACAUUGACCAACAAACCCGUCUUUAAUUCCUACCUAAAGAAUUGAAGUUGUCAUCACACCCUUUUAGACAUAAAAAAUGAUACAAUAAUCAAUAUGGCUUGACGAAAAAAUGAAUAAAAUUAGCUUUGACAAAUAUGUUUAAACAUGUAUAGCAUUUUCCAAAUAAUUAAAUGCAUCAUAAUAACAUCAAAUCAUAAAUACCCAAUCAGCAUGUACAUAAUA
Olea europaea var. sylvestris is the source of this 1340-nucleotide messenger RNA. Its product is annotated as probable LRR receptor-like serine/threonine-protein kinase At3g47570. Bases 1 to 801 code for a protein of 266 amino acids. Gene Ontology annotation, molecular function: protein binding. The transcript has 2 exons. The record is from RefSeq and is a predicted model, not a curated record. NCBI's taxonomy places the organism in Eukaryota, Viridiplantae, Streptophyta, Magnoliopsida, Lamiales, Oleaceae.